Molecule: messenger RNA, 3987 nt
Organism: Penicillium griseofulvum
Lineage: Eukaryota; Fungi; Ascomycota; Eurotiomycetes; Eurotiales; Aspergillaceae
Exons: 2
Coding region: 1-3987 (1328 amino acids)
Source: RefSeq, a predicted model, not a curated record
AUGAAUCCAGUAAGUCCCUGGAUUGCGGCUUUGGCCGACCAAUGUCUCUCGUUCUACCUGGGUCAAAAUGAUCAAAAUGAUCAAGAUGAAAUUCAGGUGGAGGAUUUUGAGGGAUGUCUCAUUUUCAUUAUCCGCAGGCCUACACUCAACACAGCCGUUGUUGUAUCGUGGGGACAAGGAGAGGAUAGUCAUCGGGCUACAUUUACAGAUUCAAAGAAUCAGAUCGAUGCGAUUAUUCUACGUGACUCGCCAGACGCACAGGGGCCCAGCCCACCUUGCCCACCGUCGGUCAAAGGGGGCCCUAGGCACCUAGUUGAACUUUCCGAUAUCAAGCUCAUUUUUACGUACUCGGCGUCUGUUCCGGAUGUCUACCUCCAUGUCAAUCGCUUUACCAUUCGCCCGAAUGCAGUCUCCAGAGGGGAUGUACCGAAACCAAAGCUCAGGAAGACCCCGGCUCUCAGAACCCUAAUGACUAUGGCAUGCGCGAAAAUCCAAAAGCCACAACGGCAUCCUGGCUCCAAAAAUCAACCCGAUACUGGCUUGACCGACCCAUCUGUCUCUCAGCCUGAUCAACCCAUGCCACCCCAUCAUUCUCAAAACGACUCGACCUCACAGUUGCUCUUCUCCCAACCUCCGUCUAAUAUGCGUCAUGGCGCACCGAAGGAUACUUCUAUGGCCAAUCGCAUCCCCAUCAACGGGUCAUUAGAUCUUCUCGGAUUGCUCGCGCCUUCUCGUCAAAUUCAAACGAACGGUUCAGCCACUAGAGAACUCCCAGAGACUCGUGGACUAUCUCUAGGUGAACGUAAAAGCGAGCGUUCGCCCUUGCCAAAUGGAAGGAAGUCAGUUGCCCUACAAGAAAUUGACACGUACCCAACCGGAGCACAAUACUCACCCCGAAGCCUUUUUAGCAACACUGCUGAUGCGACGCGCGCUAGUGAAUCUACCCCCAAUGUAUCUCUCGCCGCCAUCAAGCAAGGUGUGGACGAUCUAAUAGCAGAGUGCCUAAAUCAAGUGGAACCAGAUGAGUCAGUUGAUCAUGGCCGGGCUCAUACUGUUGGAACCGGGCACGACCUGCAAUUUUCGAAAAAAAGACAUCGUGGCAACACAGAUGCGCCGUCACAAGCAGCUCGGGAUGAUAAUCUGGGCUCGCAAUAUGAGCAGAGUCCAAACGCAUCACCCUCCAAAAAGCGACAGCGUAUUGAUGCUGGAGAGGUGAUGCCGACAGCCCCAACUGAAUCCGAGCAAGUGCAAAAUAAAGCCGUGCCAUCACUUCCUAGAGUGCAUAUCGUAAGCACCAAAACAGACAGUGUGUGCCCAUCCACAACUAAUCCAUGGGAAGGAAUGACACGAAUACCUUUGAGCGAAGUUGAUAUUCCAAAAGAUCAGGCAGGACUUUUGGAUGAACUCAAAUGGAUCCCUCAGGACCCCGGUGUAUCUGCACCUCUAUGCCAUGUACCGCCCUAUCUUUUGGCACAAUGGAACGGCAUUGCACGAAGAAGAGAACAUUUGGCAGAAAAGGAAGCAGAAGCAGAAGCAGAAGCACAAGAAGAGCAACAAGAACAACAACAACAAGAAGAAGAAGAAGAGCAAGUAUCGGAACGUGCCUUUACUCCGAGCCAAGAUAUCCAAACAUCCCCCAUACCAUGGUCUCCGUCACCCAAUAGAACCCCCCCUGCUCGAGAUGUGCUUCCACGAGACACUGCUUCUCCCCCAAGAUACAUGAGGCCUACUAGAAAAGCCCCUACGCCACGCGGUACUCAAUGUAGUGUUUAUCCAAUUCCAGAUAAUGACAAUAUGGGCAUAGUGAACGGAUCUUGCAAUGCAUCGUUUCCUCCAGGGAAAGGGGAUGUUGUCGCGUCAAAGGGCAGAGUGAAGGCAGAGGGGCAACAAUGCUCCCAGUCCCCCGAGGAAGCAACAACAAAGCCAAAUCCAGUGUCUCUGGGCGAUGUUCUUGGCGAUGGCCCAUCCCAACAGCAUAACGCCCCAACAUCGCUCAAUGUGCUCAAUGACCAACCGCCAAGUUUAGCACAACAGGAUUCUCGUCGUGAACAACCCGCAGAAAACCCCCCAUCAAUAUUUGGACCGCGUGAUGAAUCAAGUGGUGAUGAGAGCGACGAGCCAGAGAUGGAAACAUAUGUUCCUUUCGCUCUUGGGUCAAGCUUACCCUUAAGCAGUCAGCCUGAGCACGAAAUUGCGAGCUCGGGGCCAGCGCUUCCAGGAUUUGCAAGGGGAACUAUCCAAGUGAUGGAGACACCUGCAGUCCACGCGGCACGUUUGAAACCAGAUAAACAAAACAAACAGAGAGUUGGAUUAGAACCCCAGGGCUCUCAGGCUGCUAUAACAUCCUCCUCAUCUCGAAUUCUCAAUACGUACCGUUCGCAAGAUAGCCGCGGGCAAAGUGAUCCUUCUCAAGAAGCACCGAAUCCAUCUUUACCGAUAUUGGAAGAUCAGUCACUGCGAGUGGAUGUGCUAGGUACUCAGACUCAAACGAGCAGCAUGCAUGCACCAUCACAGGCGACAGUCCAGUCGUCUUCAGACGUUGUGCUUGAUUCAUCGAGACCUGCUCAACGGCAGCGCGGCUCCUCUAUCUUCCAUUUAGACCCCUCGGACGACCCGUCGUCUUUUCCUUAUGCCGGGUGUCACUCGCUGCCCACAUCUCAACCUCAUGAACCAAGCCAAAAUUCUUCGAGGGGACCAUUUUCCCUCGAUGGACCCUCGCAGCUGCCGCAAUUGUCCCCUAUUGAAUCCACCACCUGGGUCGCUGCUCACGGAGAAUCGCCAUCCAAACGUUCACGCCUGACGCGCCGCGAGAGUGCUGAUACUGCUCAUAAGACAUCCUGCGGUCCAAAUGUCGAGUUGGUAGCACGGCGGCAGGGCUUUCUUGGCAAGUCUGACAAGUACGCCGAAGCACAAACAAUAUAUGAAAAGUUCUGCAAUGAUUAUUCACCAUAUUCUGGUGAUUUUGCUCACUUCGUUGAGAUGUGCUCGAAACUACAGGAAAUGCGGCAAAGGGGCCAGCUGCAACGAUCGUUCCUAUGGGAUGACUUUGUCAUCCAACAUCUGGAUGAGUACCCACGCUAUUUUGUAGAGCGCACAUCUCAAGAGUCAAAGGCACUGGACUACGAAGAUUUCUUUUGCUCGACAUUCUCGCGCCCCCGACACAAAAAGAGAAGCUUAACAGCCCAUGGAGUUCACAUAGUCGCGUCUCAGUUUAUGUCACCUACCAGAAAAGGCGAGGUAACCCAGGAUAAAGUGGUGCAAAGCGAAGUAGCCAAUACAUCUUCCACCGGAAGUCUUAUUGGAGAGAUUUCCACCCUUCAUGCUCGGUCCUCUCGUGAUAUCCCGGCUCCAGAUGGCUACAUGCCAACUACAACGCAGUCAUCGUCAUCCUCUGGUAGCACUUGCUCGGAGGAUUCGGUGGAGAUCAAAGUUGAAUCCGAGGAUUCUUCCGAUGGAUCGAUUAACUCCCAAAUUUGCACGAGCAGCGAUAAACAAGCGCCCGCGCUAUCCAAUCCUGAUGAAGAGAUUGUCGAUGCAACGCAAUACGACGCAGAUAACAGUCGUAUUGCACCUCAUCUGAACGACGCUGACAUGACUAAAGUCGACAUAGAUAGUCAUGACGAGAUACAAGAUGGAGAUAAUACUCACCAUGAAACUGCCAGCAUUGAACUCGGCGAUGAAACUGACGAUCGCCGCAUCUCUACCUCUCCCGCUCCGUCCGACCCGCCCACGGCCCUGGGUUCUCUCAAUAAUGCCGCGAUCGAACCACCAAGACAACGAAGACCCUGGUUCCGAUCUCUUCGGAACAUUUAUCCCACGGGUCCUGUGUGGUCCGAUGACCCCAACACCCCGCUCAAGCGCUGGGCUCGCCAAGACCAAAACGUUCUUCAGGAACUAAAUCGUCGUGGUGGAGCCAGGAUUUCACUUGAUGAAAAGGGUGUUAUUCGUCGGCCCAUCUACACCCGAGGGAAGAACCCUGAUCCCUAG